AUGGUUUCAGUGCACGAACGGCAACAAGCUAUAUUAAAGCGCCGUAUUGAAGCUGCUGCGGCUGCUGAACGUCGACUUAAAGAAUUGUUGUUACGUCAAAAGGCUAUUAGAAAUGGACGUGAUAAAUGUGUAUCUGAAGGGAACGAUGCUAAAAAAUAUGAUUUGGCUACACGAGUUCGCGCUUGGGUCAAAACAGAUUUAGAUAUCCAAAUCAGUAUGGAUGCUGUUAAGUAUCAUUUGAGUCAUUUUAUGGAUUCGCGUAAAACACUUUGUGGUCGUUUAUGCACGAUCGAAGCCAAAAUAAAGUUGCCGACAAGACGGUCAACCUUAUGA
Messenger RNA from Schistosoma guineensis, 333 nucleotides. The record is from the annotation of a GenBank genome assembly. NCBI's taxonomy places the organism in Eukaryota, Metazoa, Platyhelminthes, Trematoda, Strigeidida, Schistosomatidae.